Gopherus flavomarginatus (Mexican gopher tortoise) is the source of this 3723-nucleotide messenger RNA. RefSeq lists its product as uncharacterized. Gene Ontology annotation, cellular component: membrane. Gene Ontology annotation, molecular function: GTP binding; GTPase activity. The transcript has 7 exons. The coding region runs from base 153 to 1943 and encodes 596 amino acids. The record is from RefSeq and is a predicted model, not a curated record. NCBI's taxonomy places the organism in Eukaryota, Metazoa, Chordata, Testudines, Testudinidae.
UUCCCUGCUACUCAGAGGCUGCACUCGUCGGGGGGAGAGAUGGGGCGGGUGAUGGGGAACGAACAGGGAUUAUUCCAUUUCUCCCGGCAUACCGAGACGAUCGGAGGGUUUGAUGCCUGUAGGGUGGAAGAUGUCUGACAGCCUGCAGCGUAAUGGGUACCGGCCCCACGUUGUCACUUCACUCGCUCGCUCUGUGGACCCUCUACAGAGUGAUCAUGGCACAGUCACUCAUCACAGCUCAGUGCGGAGAGGACGUCACCCUGAGCUGCACCUUUCCCACACUUGGCUUGGCAGCAGAUCAACAAGUGAACGUUACCUGGAAGAAGCCAAGAGCCGAUGGACCAGAUCUGCUGGUCCACAGCUACUCUUUGGGAACGGAGAAACAAUCUGAGGCUUACAGAGGGCGGACGCAGCUGGAUCCAGAAGGAUUUGCCAAAGGGGACGCAUCCCUGAAACUGAGGGAUGUUCACAUUCAGGACGAGGGGUCUUAUAGCUGCUUUGUCAACACUGAGCUGGGCCCGUGGUCUGAGGAGACGUCGCUGACAGUGCUGAGGGCAAGAGAGCGAGAAUCACCCAUUGUAGUUCAAGAAGGGGAGGACGUCACCCUCAGCUGCUCCUUCGAACCUGAGCAAAACCUCCAGCUGUUGAACAUCAUCUGGAAGAAGGAAACAGCGGAGGGACAGGAUCUCCUGGUUCACACGUACUAUAAUGGGAAGGACCAGAUGCUGAGACAGAAUAAGGCUUACUGGGGCCGGACCCAGCUGUAUCCGGAGAGAUUCCAUGAAGGAAUCGCGUCCCUGAGACUCAGGAAGGUCCAGCUGGCAGACGACGGGAUCUACACUUGCCACGUCAAGCCCAAACUGGGCAGGUUUUCCAUGCGGAUGAGAGUGACUGUGGAGAAAGGCACCAGCUGCGUCUGGUUCUAUUGGGCACCUCUUCUUCUCUCCCUGCUGGUAAUGCUUAUCAUCAUUAAAAUGUGUCGUCUUCCCGUCCGAUGGAAACUGUGGCCGUCCAAACACGCCUUUGGAUUGGAGGCUGACUAUGAGGAGGGAAGAGCGCAGACAGAAACACAUUUCUUGUGGGAUUUAAAAGUGGAUGAUACCAAACAGACUCUAGAGUCUUGGCAGAUGCCAGCCUGGAACAAAAGACACGCAUGGGAGAAGCUUGAAGAGCCGAGAUUCUCCUAUGGAAAGUCUCCUGCAAGGGAAAAGCUUCCCAGAAAUAUUGCCCAGAAGCCUAGCGAAAAAGGCCGGCAGCUGAGCUCUCACGGGGAUAGCGCCGAUUCCUGGAUCUACACAUUUACUUCUGAUGCGAGUGACUUUUCUGAAGCAGAUACUGCAUGGCGGGAGCAUGGUGGGUCAUCACAAAACACCAUGCGAAGCAUCGCUCUCCUGGGGAAGACGGGCGCUGGGAAAUCAUCCUUUGUCAAUGCUAUUAGAGGCCUGGGUGAUGAAGAGGAAGGUGCUGCUAAAACCGGGGUAGUGGAAACAACCAUGGUACCGACUUCUUAUCAGCUUCCCAAACAACCCAAUGUUACAAUAUGGGACCUGCCGGGGUUCGGGUCGAUGACACGUCAAUCAGACAUGGACCUCGAUCUCUUCAGUUUGAGCCAAUACGAUGCGUUCCUCAUCUUCUCCUCCCGUCACUUCACAGCCAUCCACGCCGGGCUGGCCCGGAAGAUCCAGCAAGCAGGGAAGAAGGUUUAUUUUGUGCGCUCCAAGGUGGACAGGGAGUUGCUUGCUGCCCGGAGGAAUCGGCCUUCUACCUAUAACGAAGAGCGAAUUCUGCAGCAAAUCAGAGACACCUGUGUGAAAGACUUGCAGAGAGAAGGGCUGACCUCCCCACAGGUUUUUCUCCUGUCUAGCUUUGAGUAUGGCCGACACGACUUCCCUCUCCUAGAGGAAAUAUUACAGCAAGAAUUUGGGAGUCGUUUGGCUGGCUGAGCUCUUGUUCCCCAAAAAUCUUGCACAAGGAAAAAGCAGCCAUGCAGAGUCAGAAACCAGGGCCACCCAGGACGGGGCGGGGGACAAGUGGGACAAUUUGCCCCAGGCCCCGCAGGGACCCCCACGAGAGUUUUUCAGGGCCCCUGGAACAGAGAAGUGAGAUCUGGAGCUUCUGUCUUCUCCAUCCCCUAACACAAGAGCAAGGAGGCAUUUAAUAAAAUUAAAGAUUGGGAAAUUCAAAUGCGAGGAAAGGAACUCCUUUUUCACACAGCGUGUGGAACUCACCUAAGUUCCCGCUAAGCUGCACGGCCACAUGGCUGCACAACUACCUAUUAAACCCCCCGCAGUGGCUCAGGGCUGUGGUGGGGAGAGAUGCCUCUUCCCAAGCCCUGAAGCUGUGGCGGCCCGGGGAGAGGAGCCUCUGCCAGCCAGCUCCAACCCAGAGCUUCCGUGGCUGGGGGAGAGGCACCUUUGCCCGUCAGCCCGAAACUGAAGCUGCUGCAGCCGGGGGAGCAGUGCCCUCCCUUCAUCCUCAGCCCCACACCAGAGCCCACACCCCCAGCCAGAGCCCUCACCCCAGACCCCAAGCCGUUGCCCCAUCCCUGAGCUCUGUCCUGCACCUUGAACCCCUCAUUCCCCACCCCAGAGCUUGCACCCCCAGCCGGAGCCCUCACCUUCCUGCACCCAAACCCUCUGCCCCAGCCCAGAGGCCCUCCGGCCACACCCCAACCCCUCGGUCCCAGCCCCACCAUAUGCUGUCCAUGUGUGGAGUAACUUUUGUUACGUGCACCAGUAUGGAGGUGAUGUACCAUAGUGGUGCACGUAAGAAAAGUCAUUCCACACAUGGACAUAAAAAAUUACAGGGAACACUGGAACUCACCUCCCCAUGAUGUCAUUAGGGGUUGGACUAGAUACCUCCUGAGGUCCCUUCCAACCCUGAUAUUCUAUGAUAUUCUAUGAUUCUAUUAAGGCGAAGAGUUUAACAUUCAAAGGGAUUGGCCAUUUGUACAUCUAAUGAAAAUAGCCAGAGCCAUCUUAGAAAAUGACAACACAAUGUGUUGUUUGUAGCUUUGUUGUAGCCAUGCUGGUUCCAGGAUAUCAGAGACAAGGCCGAGAAGGGAAUAGCUUUUAUUGAACCUGCUCCUGCUGGGAAGAGAGACCAGGUUGGGAGCUACACAAAGCGCGACUUCAGAUCUGGGAAAAGCAUCAGAAUAUCACAGCUAAAUACAAGCUGGGACAGAUUGUGUAGCAUAUUGAGCAAUAACAACUACGUGGGUGAAGCGAGACAAUCACUGCGCUCUUUGAACUGAUACAAAAACCAAAAUGGUGUUGUCAUAAACGGAUAGUUAAGAGUUAAUAGAACAGCAGUACUUCAUGUCUCUUUUGCCUGUAAAGGGUUGUCAUAAACAGAUAGCUAAGGGUUAACGUCUCUUUCACCUGGAAAGAAGUAACCUGAAACUCCUGACCAGAGGACCAAUCAGGAAACAGGACUUUUUCAAAUCUGGGGGGAGGGAAGUUUGUGUCUGAGUCCUUUGUUCUUUGUUCUUCUGCCUGACUCCCUCUCAGCUAUGAGAAGGAUUUUUCUAUUUCCUGCUUUCUAAUCUUCUGUUUCCAAGUUGUGAGUACAAAGCUGGUUUGUUGUUUUGUAUUUACAUGUCUAUAGUUGCUGGAGUGCUUUGAAUUGUAUUCUUUUUGAAUAAGGCUGUUUAUUCAAUAUUCUUUUAAGCAAUUGACCCUAUAUUUGUCACCUUAAUACAGAGAGACCAUUUUUAUGUAUUUU